This is a messenger RNA of Cebus imitator (Panamanian white-faced capuchin), 1087 nucleotides long. Its product is annotated as histone H4. Bases 69 to 380 code for a protein of 103 amino acids. The record is from RefSeq and is a predicted model, not a curated record. Gene Ontology annotation, biological process: nucleosome assembly. Gene Ontology annotation, molecular function: structural constituent of chromatin; DNA binding; protein heterodimerization activity. NCBI's taxonomy places the organism in Eukaryota, Metazoa, Chordata, Mammalia, Primates, Cebidae. The transcript has a single exon. Gene Ontology annotation, cellular component: nucleosome.
UCCGCAGAGGUUACCCAUAAAAGAAAGCUCCCAGCACAGGCAGAUAUGUAUUCUCUGACCACUUGAUAAUGUCAGGACGCGGCAAAGGCGGGAAGGGCCUGGGUAAAGGCGGCGCCAAGCGUCACCGCAAGGUGCUGCGCGACAACAUCCAGGGCAUCACCAAGCCCGCCAUCCGGCGCCUGGCUCGCCGCGGCGGCGUGAAACGCAUCUCCGGCCUCAUCUACGAGGAGACCCGCGGGGUGCUCAAGGUGUUCCUGGAGAACGUGAUCCGGGACGCCGUGACCUACACGGAGCACGCCAAGCGCAAGACGGUCACCGCCAUGGACGUGGUGUACGCGCUCAAGCGCCAGGGCCGCACCCUCUACGGCUUCGGCGGCUAAAUGACAUUUUGAAGCCCUGUCAUUCACUAAAAAGGCCCUUUUUAGGGCCCCCAAGCUUUCAACAAAAGAGUUGAAAUGACUGCAAACUGAGUUUCUGAAUAGAGCCAUUGUCACUGAGUUCUCCCAUCCUGCUUUACAGGGGAUGUUGAAAAUAGGCGACCUUGGGCCAAGAUUUUUCGGAGGCCAGAAGAGCCUCUGCUGGCCAGUAACUUCUGGCGACCGCUUGGAAGUUGCCUGCAGCCCGUUUACUGCUCAGAUUCAUUUAGAAAGUCAAGGAGUUUGGGGUCUAAGUUAAUGCCAGGCUAGAGAUUUAACUUUUCCUCUGGACCUUCAAACGUCUCGGGAAGAGAUGAGGGGUUUGAGGGGCUCCAUUAAAGGCUGGGGCCUCUAGGAAAAGUUCGUGUUGGCUGGUUUAAGAGGACUUGGGUGGCACAGAGCUCUGCGCACUUGGGACCGACCAUACUUUACUACUGUAGAACACAGUCGGCAGUUUUACUCUCGGUAGUAAUAGUUACCUCCUUUAUAUGUUUGCCUUCUGGCACUAUUUUUAAAUACUGGGAAUUUAUCAGGUAUACAAAACAUGCUAGUGACCACACUACUUAUUCAACAAGUGCAGUUAAAAUCCCUCCUUAUGUCCCUUCCCAGCAGCACAGCCUUCCUUUUCCACCAUUCUAGAAUUAACUAAUAUUCUGAAUUUGGCACUUUUU